GAGCGCCGGGCAAGGCCGGAGAGGCUCUGCCUGCGUUCGGAGGGGCUGAACCCUGUGCGGCACGCUCAGGACUUUCAUAGCGGAGGGUGUUCUGCAGAGAAAAAGUUCUUCGAGUUCCAUCCGUCCAGGACUGGUUUCCUCUCUGCUGUCACCAUGGCAAUGUCACUUAGAACUGCAUGGCCCAGCCUCCUUUGGAUGCGUUCAGCAGCAACCUGUAAGCAGGUCCCUCUGCAGAAUGGAGCUGUGUAUCAUGCUUGCCAUAAAUCUACAUACUCAGUUCUCCCUGAAGACUAUAAUUGCAAAGUGGAACUUGCAGUGACAUCCGAUUCGAAGACAAUUGUCUGCUACCACCCUUCGCUUGAGAUUCCAUACGAGCAUACAAAACCCAUACCACGGCCAGAUCCAGUGAAUAAUAAAGAAGAAAACCUUGAUCAAGUUUUAAAAUCCAGAUUGAAUGAAAAAGAGCUAAAGAACAGUAGAGGUCCUACAAUUGAAGAGCUCAGCAAAAUGUUUUACACAACAAAACAUCGCUGGUAUCCUGUGGGACAGUAUCAUAGAAGACGCAAGAAUCCUAAUCCUCCCAAAGACCGAUAACCGAGACAACUUCUUGUUCAUCAGGACUUUGCUGUUAAUUUUGAUUGGAAAUAAAAGUUACAGAAGGUGACAUGUUUGGCUGUAACAGAACAUGCUUAACUUGAUUUGACUGUUAUUUUCUACUAAAAGCAGCAAAAUGGCACUGACAAAACAGGGAGUCAGUGAAGGCAGUUGUGCAUUCCUGGUCAGCAAAUAGACUAGUCUUAGAUCAGGAUGUAACAGGGAUGUAGUGCUCUGAUUAAAUUCAAGAGGUCAGAGGCUUGUCAUUGGUCAAGUGAAGUCAAAAUGGGAAGUCUAGAAAUGGAUGUGUUAGGGUUUGGUGGUUUUGAGUGGGAUAAGUAUUUUUUUUUCUUUUAGGAAUCCAGUAAGGUGAGCUUGACUAUUGAAGUGUUAAUGGUAUAGUUUCUAUUAAAAAUAUUAUAUGAGGUAUUUGUGAAAACAAAUAGUUUUUCUUCUUCUGUUACACUUGUGAGAUACCUGGCUCCAUGUUCAAUUCUACAUCACCGAAGUGAUUGAUUGUAGUUAAGCCUGUUGUUGUGUAUGGAAAACUGGCCAACUUGGUUAAUUUUUAGCAUCCAAGUCACAGUAACUUGCUCUUCUAAAUAAUCCAGUAUUCUCAGAUAUCUAAGAACUUCUGUGUGCAUUUGUGGUUCAUGGGGGGGUUUUUGCCUGUUUAAUUCCACCCCAACUACCACUCAGUGAGGAUGCUGUGUUCAUACAUAAGCUGGAAUAGCUGUAUCACAGUAGGAGUUUGGUCUGAUUCUACUUCAUUGCUUUAUCAUUUUGUAGUGCUUAAAUGUUCUUCCUCUUGUAAUAUUCUAUGUCAUGUAGCAUUUUUCUCCUUCAGGAAAAGGGAAAAAACCUUUGUUCCAGUCUACAGUUUUAGGCAUCAGCCCUCUAAUAGAAAGAUAGAUCUAAUAGAUCUAUGCUGCUGCAGUGAUCCCAGUGACUUCAUAAAGCCUUCUUAGUAGAUCCUUCUAAAUAAUGAGAAAAUAAUUAUCUCAUGUACAUCGUAUAUUUUUAUUGCAUUUCCCUUCCAAAGCAAUUUGGAGAACCAAGGAAGGGGUUUGUUUCUUCUGUUAGUCUAGUGUCAUUUUGCCAGCAUGCAUUUUCUACAGAUUUUGCUAGAAGUCAAGUACCACUCACUCAUCUUCUCAGUUGAGAUGUAGAGAAACUACAUCUCAACUGUUAGUUAGUUUCUAAAGAUACUACUGAAUAACCUUUUUCCCUUGAACAUCCUUUAUGUGUGAAAAAAGCAAUGUAGGAUGUGUGUAAAAAGGCUGCCUUUAAACACUUGUGGGAAUUUAUACAGAAAACUAGUGCCAGUGCAUUUUUAACUCCAAAGCUGGGCAGCUGAUAAUGGUUUAUCAUGGGAGAGCAUGAAAUCCUUUUGCUCCUUCACUCUGUUGUGCUUAUAAGAUAUCAGAGGCUGUGCUCCAGCCAACAUUAGCCAAGUGAUUUUGGCUUCUUAUUAAUGGUUUGUUGCUCACAUAAUAAGUCUGCUAUUGUGAAGUAAUGUCUGUGGGGUCUCUGUGAAGGAUGGCUGUUUAACUCUUUAAGUUCAAUUGCAUGAACAUAAUAGUGGCUUUUUCUGCCUGGAAUAUAACUUUUUGAAUAGAUUGUAGCAAUUUGUAAUGCAACACAUUUUGGUAUUUCAUCAGUUUGUGGUGCCUGGUGAGGACUCUGGUGUAUAAGUGAGCUUACUUGCAUCUCAUGCAGUGUUUUAUGUUCCAGUGCAUAAAAUUGAGUUCCUUUUAUUUUUGGAAAGCUGAGACCUAAUUUGUCACCGUUUGACUUCAGUGUAAGAAGAGAUAUCCUCGGACUAAUUUAAACUUAAAAUUAUUUUCCCCCAUUCUUUUUCCCAUAUUUUUGCUUACUGCUGCCUAAUGCUGCUAAGAAACUUUGCUCUACAGAGAAACCUUUACAGUCAUAACCUUCUGCUAUGACAUUUGUCUGUUCUUGCCUGUCAAACCCUGUUUGUGAUCAAACAUCCACAAUCACUCUAGAAAUACUGGCUUUUACAUUGUUUCCCAAACACUUUUGGAUGCUUUUCAGGCAUUUUGAGAGCUACAAAUCUAUGAUGUGCUUGGCUGCUAUCUUUAAAGUACUUCCUCUUCUGACCAGUGGCUGAAAAUUAUUUUCUCAUAUGUCUAUAACACAUGUUCACUACAUGUAGCAUGUGCCCUUUUGUUACUAAUUCGUAACAUUGGUGUUUUAAAAUCUUUCCCUGCAUUGUGAUGCUGCUUUCAGUCUUACUGUUUUCUUCUACUAAAUCUUUUUCCUGGGUUACCCGAGGCAUGACACAAUUAAAAUACUACUCUCACAGUAA
This is a messenger RNA of Agelaius phoeniceus (red-winged blackbird), 2923 nucleotides long. It is a transcript of the gene MRPL42, whose product is annotated as mitochondrial ribosomal protein L42. The record is from RefSeq and is a predicted model, not a curated record. NCBI's taxonomy places the organism in Eukaryota, Metazoa, Chordata, Aves, Passeriformes, Icteridae. Gene Ontology annotation, cellular component: mitochondrial large ribosomal subunit.